CACUGGCUCUCCCUGCAGUCACUCACAGCAGCCGGGGUUCCCUCACAUUGGCUCCCGGUGAAAGGGGAAGACAACGAAUUAGUGCCUCCCCCAUGCUUUUUAGAAUCCUCUGCAUCUGACACAGACACACCUGCAGAGAAACAAGAGGAAAGAGUCAGAAUGUUUGCUUACGGAAGAAGUAAUUUCACCUGGAAUGGAACUCUGAGAGAGCUGCAGGGCAGCUGGACAGAACGACGUGGCCCAGCUAUGACAGCGUCGGCGAGCUGCUCCAGCGGUUUAGAGGUCCUCCUCUCGACCCUGCAGAAUGGAGGGGAUGUGGAGAGCACCUUAAAUAUCCUCAAUGUCCUGGAUGAACUUCUGUCUGCUGGUACAGAUCGUCGUAUCCACUACAUGAUCAGUAAAGGUGGCAGCGAGGCUUUGCUCAUCGCACUGGUCAAAGCCGGCCGCAGCUUCAGUCCCAACUACACCAUCCUGCUGCCACUGCUGCACCUGCUGGCUAAAGUGGGACACAGAGACCGGCGUAUAGGUGUGAAGGCAGAGGAGGCUGGAGCUGUGCUGCUCACUCUCAAUCUGCUCCGACAGAACGCCCAGCACGGCAGCAGGGCCGCAGCCUGUCUCUGGGCCAUCCAAGUCUUCUGUUCAUCAGUUUCUACAGCCAACCUUAUUGGAGCAAACCAUGGACUGGAUGUCAUCUACUGCCUCAUCCCUCAGUGUAGCCCCAAACAUCUGCCCACCAUCAAGGCAGCCAUUGAUGCCUUUGCUGCUCUGCUUUGCACAAAGGCUAAUGUUAGCUCCGUGGUGUCCAAGGGCUACGUCUCCGGCCUCUUGCGGCUUUAUGAGGACUGGCACAGCAAAGGAAGUGAACACGUAGCAAUCCGCCACGCACUGCUGCGCUGCCUCCAUAAGGUCACUCACAGUACUGCAGGCAGGCAGGCCGUCCUGUGCCAGGGAGGCAUCAGACUGCUGUAUGAAACCUCACAGACGUGUUUGCUGAGUAGAGGUCUGGAGUCUCUGGUGGAGCUCUCUGUGCAGCUGAUGAGGAAGUGUCUUCCUAAAACUCCUCUUCCUCUGACAUCAGAUCAGUCUGCGUACACCUUCCCCCUGCCUGGAGGACCACAUGCUGUCCCUGAGAUGGACGCAGAGCCAGAUGAGAGCAGUGACGAGAGUGACGAUGAUGAAGAUAAGCCAGAGGCAGACUAUGAUGACGAUUUGGAGACAGACCUGAACAAGCUUCGUCUUCGUCCUGAAUUGGACAGACCCAAAGAGCUGCUGCCCCAGUACAGCCGCCUCUGUCCUGAACUCUCACAUGACUUCCAGGAGCUGGAUUUGAGCUCCGAGCCAGACGAGAGUUCAACAGCAUCAUCGUCGUCGUCUUCUUCAGAUGAGGAAGCUGCGCGGCUCAACAGUUUCCCUUUCCGCUGCUCCAGGCGGGACAGAAGGAGGAGCACUGCGCGCAGUGACUCCGAGACAGAAGCAAAGGGACACACUGCAGCUGUUGGCCAGUUAGAGGCCCGUGACUUCCACAGUCACAGCAGCAUCCUCAGCACCAGCCCCCGCUUCAGGACCAUGGUUAGAGAGGCCAGGCUAAAAGCCCCCCCAGGUCUGAGAGGAGAUGAGCAGGAUGAUGAGGAGGUGGAUGCAGAAGAAUCCCAGCAUCGUACCAUGAUAGACAGGUUAUUGGAGAGACAUGGAGCCUGUAUCCCCCACCAUGACCCCAGGCUGUACCGCGCUGCAGCCGCCAAAACCACAUCCAUUCCUGGGUUCAGCAUCCUGGCUUUCCCUGAUUUCUGGGGACACCUCCCACCGCUGGGACAAGAACCCAUGGCCCCACGCAAACCCAACAUACAGAGGCAGAAAGUGUUUGAAGAUGUCCGGCGUUUCGUGAAUGCCGAUGACAUCAUCAACCAGGUAGUGUUUGACCUGGAAGACAGCAGUCUCCAGUGUCCGUCUGAUUCCUUGAGGUUUUUCUCAAAGUUCGAGUGUGGGAACUUAAGGAAGGCUGUUCAGGUCCGACGAUAUGAAUAUGACCUGAUAUUGAAUGCAGAUGCGAACUGUAACCAGCAUGCCCAGUGGUUCUACUUUGAAGUCAGUAACAUGGUGGCAGACGUCCCCUACCGUUUUAAUGUCAUCAACUGUGAGAAGAGCAACAGCCAGUUCAACUAUGGAAUGCAGCCGGUGCUGUACUCAGUAAGGGAAGCUCUGGAAGGUAGACCUCACUGGCUCAGGACCGGGACUGAAAUAUGUUACUUCAGAAACCACUUUUGUCCAGCUCGGGGCAGAAAGAGAACGACAUUUUAUACUCUAACCUUCACCAUCACCUUCAAACACAAUGAGGACGUCUGCUACAUGGCCUACCAUUAUCCCCACACAUACUCUGCUCUGAAGGCUCAUCUGAGGGUGCUGCAGAAAUCCGUGGACCCUGCCAAGGUGUUUUUCCAGCAGCAGAAUCUUUGUGGCACUUUGGCUGGAAACUGGUGUCCAGUAGUCACCAUCACAGCCUGUCCUGCCAGCAGGGGCUGGAGAGACAUGCACCAGCUCCGGAAUCGUCCCUGUAUUGUGCUAACAGGCCGCGUCCAUCCCGGUGAGUCCAAUGCCAGCUGGAUGAUGAAGGGCACCCUGGAGUUCCUGUGCAGCAGUGACCCGGUGGCCCAGAGUCUGAGGGAGGCCUUUGUCUUCAAGCUCAUCCCCAUGCUCAACCCAGAUGGAGUCAUCAAUGGCACGUCUCAGGCUAACACGUUUCUGGAGCAAGCUAACGACAACGUGGCUAGUUCGGAAGCUGAGAGCCCUGGAACGAACAUGGACUCGGAGGGAAUACUUAAGGCCAUCGAUGGUUUGAAGACUGCUUUAAAGGAUGAUAAUGCGAAGCUACAAGAAAAUAUUGACCAUCUGGGACAUGAGAUCAACGGUAAGCUGGACAAUAUUGCUACUGAGGUCCAGGGCCUGGCAGAGCGGGUUGACGAGGCGGAGGCCCGCGUUCAUCAAGUGGAGACCUGGGCAAAGGAGGCAACCGAGGCGCUGUGCUUCUGCAUCGAACAACAGCGGAAAACACAGCUUAAGGUGCUUGAUUUAGAGUCUCGCUCCAGAAGAAACAACGUCCGUGUAUUUGGGGUACCAGAGGGAAAGGAGGGGAACUCAACUAUACAGUAUAUCGAGACGUUUCUGAGAAGCCAGCUACAACUACCGGAGGACCUGGAUUUGAACAUACAGCGCGCACAUCGCACUCUGGCAACUAAACCCCCACCCGACUCACCACCGAGAGCGAUUAUUGUCAAUUUUCUGGAAUUUUCCACAAAGGAAAAGAUCUUAAGAGAAGUGUGGAAAAAAGGCAAGAUCCAGGUGGGCCCUUCUAUUAUUCACUUUGAUCACGAUUAUGCACCUGAGAUAGUGAAGAAGCGCAGAGAAUAUAACGUUAUCAAGAAAGCGCUCAAAGUGAAAGGCAUCCGCUUUCAAACACCGUUUACCAACAUGAGGAUCCACUGGGAAUCAGGAACCCGCACAUAUUCCAGCGCUCGGGAAGCCUAUAACGAGCUGAAGAGACACGGAAUUCAGUCGGAGGAACCGGUGACAGCCGACGGUGGCUCCAGAGCGGAGUGGAGUCUCCGGGAGCUGCUGGGCUGGCAACCGGCGGAUAACAGCGGCGCGCGGUUGGUGGACCCAGAACAAACGGGGGAACCUGUGAUCUCAAGGGGGGUUGAAGCCCGUGGGGAAAAAAGACCCGUCCUCAGUCCCACCAUCUACCAUGCCAAGGGCUUCCUCUACUACCUCAACAGUAUCGGUCGGACCCCACUGGUGUUCUGCGACUACCACGGCCACUCGAGGAAGAAGAACGUCUUCCUGUACGGCUGCAGUGUGAAGGAGACGCUGUGGCAGUCUGGCUCUGUUGUAAACACUGCGGGGCUGAAGGAGGACCCUGGAUACAGGACCAUUCCAAAGACGUUGGAUCGUCUCGCUCCCGCCUUUUCUUUCAAUAGCUGCAACUAUUUGGUGGAGAAGUCUCGCUCUGCCACAGCCAGGGUGGUGGUGUGGAGGGAAAUGGGCGUGCUGAGAAGUUAUACCAUGGAGAGUACUCACAAUGGCUGCGACCAGGGAAUAUACAAGGGCCUGCAGAUAGGAACCAGAGAGCUGGAGGAGAUGGGUGUAAAGUUCUGCCACAGUCUGCUGUCUCUAACCAAAGACAUGAAGGCUCUCUACAGCAGAAGAAUCAGCCACAUCAACGUGUUGGACCACAAGUCCCACAACUGUUUUGAAGACGAUGAGCCUCCAUGUGUCGAGGAGAUUGAGUAUUCCACAGACUGCCCCGCACUCAAAGCCACUGAUCUGGAUUCAGAUGUCAACAGCAAUAUGGCCGGUAGUGACGAAGAGGACGAGGGGGAUGAAGGACACAGGAGAGCAAGACGUGGACGUGGCAGCGUGGGCCAGUCGCAGCAGUCGAGCAUGAAGAGCCGUCUCUUCCCUCACCUGAUGAGACAGGCCUCCAACGAGGCCCUCAGCUAGAAGAGAAACACUGUGAGCGUCACUGGACAAAUUAUAAGUUAAAGGAAUAUUUCAACAUUUCUCUACAGUUAUUCUCUAAAACGUCUUCUAUCAUUGUAAGCUUUUCUCCUAAACUCCUUAGCAAAUACAAGCUGUUCAAGAUGAAAUACACAUGUUGGGAGUGGAUGAACAGCAUUCUCUCCUUAACCCCUAGAAGGGUUUCUGUAGGAGGGUUUUACUCUGCAGCGGUAAGGAGGGCGCAUUAAUUAAAAUGAAUAAUCCCGGCCAAACACUAUUCCUUGGUAAAUGAUCCUGUAAGGGCAUUUCUACUUUAUGAUAGCUGGAUUUGUGCAUGACGUAUGUAGAUCAGAGUGUAGGGUGGUGCUGUGAUCUUUGGUUUGUGUAACAGUUAAAUGUAUGCGUUAUGAUCUAGAUUUGAUAAGGUAUUUGUAAUUUCCAUUGGUACUUAUGGAAGAUGUGAGGCUCUUAGAGUAAAUGGUUUUGUUUUGUGGAUCAGAUGUGAAGUUUGUUUUCAGUAAAACUUUGAACACGUUU
This is a messenger RNA of Etheostoma spectabile (orangethroat darter), 5028 nucleotides long. It is a transcript of the gene agbl1, whose product is annotated as AGBL carboxypeptidase 1. The coding region runs from base 160 to 4494 and encodes 1444 amino acids. The record is from RefSeq and is a predicted model, not a curated record. Gene Ontology annotation, biological process: protein side chain deglutamylation; proteolysis; C-terminal protein deglutamylation. The transcript is spliced from 28 exons. NCBI's taxonomy places the organism in Eukaryota, Metazoa, Chordata, Actinopteri, Perciformes, Percidae. Gene Ontology annotation, molecular function: zinc ion binding; metallocarboxypeptidase activity.